Cygnus atratus (black swan) is the source of this 4867-nucleotide messenger RNA. Its product is annotated as plasma membrane ascorbate-dependent reductase CYBRD1. The transcript has 4 exons. The record is from RefSeq and is a predicted model, not a curated record. Gene Ontology annotation, molecular function: oxidoreductase activity. Bases 161 to 1012 code for a protein of 283 amino acids. Gene Ontology annotation, cellular component: lysosomal membrane. NCBI's taxonomy places the organism in Eukaryota, Metazoa, Chordata, Aves, Anseriformes, Anatidae.
GGCGGGACCGCGCGGCGCGUUCCCGGCUCCCGGCCGGCAGCGGGAGCUGGGCGGCUCCCCGGCCCCGGGCCGACCCCGACCCCGCCCUGCCCCUGCCCCUUCCCCUCCCUCCGUCCCGUCCCGUCCCUCCCCUGCGCCGCGGCGGAGCGGGGCGCGGAAGAUGGAGGGCUACCGGCGGUUCCUGGCGCUGCUCGUCUCGGCGCUGCUGCUCGGCUUCGUGGCGGUCGUCUGCUCCCUCGUCUGGGUCUUCCGCUACCGCGAGGGGCUCGGCUGGGACGGCGGCGCGGCGGAGUUCAACUGGCACCCCGUCCUCGUCGUCACGGGCUUCGUCUUCGUCCAGGGCAUCGCCAUUAUUGUGUACAGGUUACCUUGGACCUGGAAGUGCAGUAAACUCCUAAUGAAGUUCAUACAUGCUGGAUUAAAUACCAUAGCUAUGAUUCUUGCAAUUGUUUCUAUGGUAGCCGUGUUUGAAUACCACAAUGCCAGGAAGAUUCCCAACAUGUACAGUCUGCACAGCUGGAUUGGGCUGACUGCUGUUAUAUUUUAUUCUCUCCAGCUUUUCUUAGGCUUUGCUGUCUUUCUGCUCCCAUUUGCUCCAGUUCCUCUCCGAGCAGCUCUCAUGCCAAUCCAUGUUUAUUCGGGUCUCCUCAUCUUUGUAGCAGUGAUUGCAUCAGCUCUCAUGGGAAUCACAGAAAAGCUUCUAUUUUCUCUGCGAAGUCCUGCAUAUAGUGAAUCCCCACCAGAGGCUAUUUUUGUCAACUGUCUUGGUCUUUUGAUUGUCACAUUUGGUGCGCUUAUUUUGUGGAUGGCAAGCAGGCCCCACUGGAAGCGCCCACCAGAAGAGAAUGCUAAAGUUCAGCGGCCCAAUGGAGGGGCUCCGGAAGGCGUGGAGGCAGAAUCCACCAUGACAGAUUGCAGUAAUGCAGACAGAUCUGAUGCGGGGUUCAACAGUGAAGCAGCCAGAAAACGAAACUUCAAACUUGAUGAAGCAGGCCAACGAUCAACUAUGUAAAGAAAAUAUAUAGAACAGCAGUACUAGUAAACUGCCCAAAAGCCUGUUCCUUCCAAUUCAGUUAUAUGGAGUUAUAUAUGUAGGUUGCAAUUUUAUUUACAGUAUGGCUUGCUCAAAGACAUUCAAGUUUUCUGCAUAUGAAUUUAAAUUCCAGUGAGUCCCAAACAAAUCAUAUUGGUUCAUGCUCAGUCCUUAUUUAAAGAAAAACGAAUGGCAUCACAUAAUGGGAACAUGUUUUCCACGUCACUUUUUAAUUUUAUGUUUUUAUCUCUUACAGUCAUGAAAAGUUAUGGAGACUAAAUUCUGUUCUGAGAGAUUUUGCAGGUAUGAGUGAAAGCUGUGAAGUGUACCAGAGAGCAGAAUUUAGCUGUAAGCACUUAACUUUUCUGCUAAUGUUUACUUUUUUAAGGACUUGAUUUCUCAAGUUGAUUAAACCCCUCACAAACAACUAAGACCUAUAGGCUUUGAGGUCACUCAGCACUUUGCAGAGUUGCACUGUAAAAGUUUUUAGUCUAAAAUUUUGAAUUCAGAUAAAGAAAUAGAACAAUUUGCCUGUUAUCUUAGUGAAAUGUUAUGUGGCUUUUAAAACUUCUUGGAGUUUUUUGUUGUUUGUUUGUUUGUAAUCAGAAUGUAUCUGUUGCAUUUCUUUUUAAUCAUUUCUACCAAAUAUAUAUAUUUUAUAGAGAUAACAUAUCCUUUACUGAAAUCUUAGGAAACUGCAAUACAUCCAAGAAUUCGUCUUGGAAAGCUAUAGAUACACACUUAGAAAAAUAUGUAUCGCUUAACCAAAUCUUCCUUCUAUCCCAGAAGGCAGCAUUUUAUUAUCUUGAUUCAAUUGAACAGUUCCUAUUGAUUUAUGACAGUAGACUAGAAAUUAGUUGGUUAGAAACCAGAGUAGACUGGUAGUGGUAUCAGAUAAGAAAAGGAGCUUGAAGUGAGAAAUGUUUUCUGCCAAGAAACAGAUGAGCUUUGCUGAUUUGAUUAAAAUACUACCAGUUAACUGAAAGCUGAUUUUGCCAUCUCCAUACCGGUGUCACAGUCAUUAUCGUGAUAAGAAUUAAGAUAUAAGUUAGUCUACAAGCAAGCUACAUAAGCUCUAUGACCUCUCUUAUUUGAAAUUAAAGUGUUAAAUAAUGCAGUUCAAGUCUCUACUGGCACUUUACUUUUAUAGUUCUUUCUAGUAAUCAGUGUAUUAAUGUAUUAUGCUCAUUCAGUUAUUUCACAGAUACAAACAAUACUUUUUUACUACCAUAGAAGAAUAAUUGUAAUAGAUUAUUUUGAUUGCACAUUUCCAAAGUGAUGAGCCUUUCUAUUAUGAUGUCUUGUAAAAGCUGCAGAACCCGCUAAAAGUCAUCUUGGUAACUGCAGUACCUGUUCCAAUUUUACCAUUCUUCAUGUUGCAAAGAACUCUAUAUAGACUGUUUCAGGCAGCAGAUCAUUUCCUUUUUAAGGCUAGAUAAAUUUGCAUCUAUCUAAUUAAAAUAUUCAAACACAUUAAACUUUGGCAAAUACAUAAUUUUGUAGUUAGUGUUGCGUUAAUACAAACAAUUUUGGUUAUGCAUUAUUUUGGAUCUUUGACAAAAAGCACCUCAGUUCCUGUUAUUUGAUUUGUGAUAGUGUUUAAUUAUUUGGUGAGUGCAGUAUAGAAAGCUAGCAGAGCAAAUUGUUAGGAAAAAAAGUUACCUACUGUACUAUUUGGUACUCAAGGACUACAUCCCAGAGUUCUGCUUUCACUUACAUAUAUGUGUGGGUGCUUAAGACCCAUCUAGCAUUGGUGAACUGUUUCAUUUGAGAAAACAACUUUCAAAUGCCUUAAUGCAGAAUUCAAUUACGCGAGAAGGAAGUAUCAUCCUAUUGUGUGAGCGCUUGUCCAGUCCCAGUAUGUACAAUGGAUUGGACAGCUUUUUCCCUGUUUCUCAAGCUCUACACAGUCAUCUGUUUUCCCUAAAAUUGUUCUGGGCAGCUACAGCAUAAAAUCCAAAUAGUACUAUUAGCAGCUUUCUGAAAGAAAAAUGAGAACACUUUUUUUACUUGGAGUGCUCAACUGACAUGAUGUUAUGCAUCCUACUGUUAUAUCCUUACAUAUUAAGUUAGCAGAAGAGAUUUGCUGUAGCUUCUGGAGAACACUAAACUGUGCUACCAUUUUUUCUUGUGAUCUCUUUUUAUGUUCUGCUCAGAUAAGUCUGCUUUUUUGGUGAAAUCAAUAAGCAUUUUUUUACAGCUGGUGGAUGCACAUCUAGUCUUUGUGCGAGAUGCUCUGUUAACGUUUUUGAAGUAUGAGUUCAUGGAUGCACUUCACAACACGUGGACCACAGGCAACUUUAAGUUGGUGUGUAUUGCUUUGUUGCUGUGUCUCAUCUAUGUUUGAAUAUGAGCCCAUUCAAUCCUCGCAUAGCACUGAGUUAUCUAAUAUAAAGUGUGCGCAUGUGUGCAAGGUAGUCCAAGGACUGUUCUGGAAUAAACCCUAACUGUAUUGUAUAUUGGGAAGAAAAAAAAAAUCUGUUAUUUCCUUUGUUACAACACUGACUUGGAAGUAUCAAAAUAAUUUUUGGAUGAACAGCUCUAUAUGCUGUUUAAAGUUAAGCUACAGUAACCAGUAUGCCUUUUGUUUUCCAUUUUAUUCCACAAACUGUUCAUGACACUUGAAAAAGAAAGGUGGCAUUUCUUUACUUCUCUGUUCUGAUGAUAUAAAACUCAUUGAGAAACAAGGAUUAGCAAACUUUUGGAGGUAGUUUGUCAGACUCUAUUUUUGUUUUUCAACGUUGAGGAUAAACACAAUGGUAGAAACUCAAUGGGAGCUGAGAGAAUCCAUUCUGGGAAGUUAUCUUACAAGCAGGUAUUCAGUGAUACUUUGUUUGUGUGAAGUGUGGGCUUCUGGCUGCUUUGAACUUUGGAAGGUCCCUGGGAGUAGCUCCGAGCUCCAAAACCUUGCUCAACCUUAGUGGGUGCAAUUUAAAGUAGCCUCAACAUGCUAUAGACUUUGGCUUCUGCUAUAAAUUGAUUUAAAAGAUCUGUAAGUAUCCUUGCAACAUACAAGGUUAGUUCAAGUGCUAAAUAAAAAUACAUAGGACAUUGGAGAGUAAUUUUCUUUGGAAAAAAUGUACUCCUACAGCCGCUUCUCAAAGGGGCCUUCCAUCACCUUUUCUUUCAUACAGAUUUUUUUUUUUACCUAUAGUUAUGUGCAGUGGUAUCAACACAGGAAAUAAAAAGGGUGUGUUUUCAAAGAUAUAAAAAGAAGUUAGAAUUCUAGUUUUUUUUAUCAGGAGUUUUCUGCAUGUGUGAACAUCGUCUACAUUGUUACAUUUUUACAGGGACGUGAUUGUACAGCUUACAGUCCAAGUUUGAAUUCCUAUUAAAACAGGAAGUUAAAAAACCUACCACUGAAAGUACUAUUUUUAAGAUGUCUGAAAAAAUAAUUACUUUUAAUGUACUUGCUGUCUUGCAGUACUGAACACAGAGGCAGAACAGUGUUUUUUCUGACAUUAAUGAAACUGAAAGAUGGUGGUGCAAAUUAGAUUUUAAAAUUGAAUGCACAGUAAUUAUAUGUACACGUCUUACUACAUGUAGCCAUGAAGGUUGCAUAUGAUAUUGUAAAUAUGGAUUACUUGUAUACGUGGAUAUUUUAUUGAGAGAGUAUCUGAUAUUGCCAAAUAUUUUCUAAUAUGGAAGACUUUCUUUUGUUUCCAUAUCUGAAAAAUCUUUCCUCUGUUUCUAAUUGUUCACAAGAACUUAAAGAAUUAUUUUAUUGUUUUGUUACUUGCCUUACUUACUUGUAGAUUAAAGCGAAUGUUUAAUUACAAUGUAUAUUUUCUUAUUCCUUUUUAUGUUAAUAAUAAAGAAUUUUCAAGCCUAUGA